Molecule: messenger RNA, 608 nt
Organism: Heterobilharzia americana
Lineage: Eukaryota; Metazoa; Platyhelminthes; Trematoda; Strigeidida; Schistosomatidae
Source: the annotation of a GenBank genome assembly
GGCGGGAGAUGAUGAGUAACAGGAUUUCGGAUGAUCUUGACUCUAAGUUGGAUAAUUCAGACAAAAAUGAAGUAGCUACGGAUGUUGUCUUAGGCGAAUCAGAACAGUUGGGUUGGGAUAACAGGUCAAGGGAUCAGGAGGAAGAUGAGUUGUUAGGUAGAUCAGAUGAGACUCAUGAUCACAACCACGAUCUGUCUUACGAAGCGAAUUCUAAUGAAACAACUAGUUUAAAUGAAUUUCAUACUGCUGUUGAGUGUAUCAAUGAUCCUGAGGAGGGAAUGUUGACUUUUCUGAGAAUGUUGAAAAUACUAUGACGAGCCGUAAAGUUACCAAGCAGUCAUCCAUGACUGUAGAGGAUGUUGACCCAUUCGAAGUUGUAACUCCUGCUGUUUCUGGAGGAAAACAAGAAGGCUAUUUCGCCGAUAGAAUGGGACAGGGUUUCUGAUGAAGAAAGUGAGAACAGAGAUGAGCUUCAUGUUGAUGCUCCAGGUGAUGAGUUUUUGAAAGAAGAAGAAGCUCAGAAAAUUGCCCUCCGAUCUAAUAUUGUCAAAGGCGUGCUCAUUUCCCACACAGAGAGAAUCCAGUACCGGAUUCGCAAUAUCUUUUCC